AUGGAAAUUUUAUUGUGCAAGGAGAUACAUCAUUUGACAUGUAUGGAAAUGCCAGUGAUAGACAAUAGAGAAAGAUUUUUAUUUACAGAUGUUGACAUGAGGUUGACAAUGAAGAUUAGGAAUGAAAUGGAAGUUUUUGUUGACAAUAAGGAAAAGUUUUUGUGUGCUUUUGAAAGCAGAUGUGAAACUUUCGUGAUCGCAUUUGAGAUGUGA
Molecule: messenger RNA, 213 nt
Organism: Clunio marinus
Lineage: Eukaryota; Metazoa; Arthropoda; Insecta; Diptera; Chironomidae
Source: the annotation of a GenBank genome assembly